Molecule: messenger RNA, 2777 nt
Organism: Salvia hispanica
Lineage: Eukaryota; Viridiplantae; Streptophyta; Magnoliopsida; Lamiales; Lamiaceae
Source: RefSeq, a predicted model, not a curated record
UCAAUUCGAAACCAGCUCCGAUAAGAAAGAUUCACAAAAAAAGUUAUUGUAGAAGCAUAAACAUUAUGGAGGCUGCGGUCUUAGGGAUGAUACAAGAUCUCGAGAGUAUGCAUGCUAUACAUACAGAUUCCUGUACGCGUUGGAUGAUCGAGAAAAAAUUUAAAAUACCUAAAGAGAUGUUGGAUUUCAUGAGAAACUUGAAAAUGGAAGAGAGGAGCAGACUAAAAUAUUUAAUGGCUGACUUGGUCGAGUUGGCUCAAGAUGUCAUCGACGUGAGCUAUGAUAUUUCCAUUUUGAUUAUCGAAUUGGAGAAACUCGAAAAGGAGAUCAAGAUGACAAAGAUGCGGAUGACAAAGUUUGGUGCUGAUGAGAAAAAUAUUGGAGUCGAAAAAGAAGAAGAAGUAGAAGAAGAAGUUGUGGUGGGGUUGGAGGAAAAGGUUGAGAAGUUUGUUAAGAAAGCGAUUUUAAAAAAUUCUUAUGACUCACAGAUUAUGUGUAUAAAAGGCAUGAUUGGUAUCGGGAAGACAACUCUGGCCAGACAAGUGUACAAGGCCUGCGCUAGCCAGUUCGAGCGUCAUGCUUGGGUAUCCAUUUCUAGUGACACGAGUAAGAAAGAGAUACUAAUGACACUGAUUCAGCAAAUGGUGGAAGGAUAUGAAAGAGAUCCGUCAUUGGAAGAAAUGGUCAACCGAAGUCUCCAACGGAUGCUUCACAAGCACCUGCAAGACAUAUCAUAUUUCAUAGUUUUGGACAAUAUGCCGAAUGAAAUGGGAUUGAAGUCCAUCUUGCGAGGUCUUCCAUCUCUAGGCCUAUCUGAAACCAGGUGUCUGUUGCUGUUAACAAGUCGCUAUAAGAUUAGAACAAUCGAUGUCCAUUAUUAUACUUAUGAGAUGAAAGUUUUGGAUUCUGAUAAGAGUUGGAAAUUGUUUUUGAAAACAGUUGAUAAAAUUACAAGUGUUGAGAACAGAUUCUCAAAGAAUUUGGAGAAGAAGGGCAGAGAGAUGUUGAAAAAAUGUUGGGGUUUGCCGAUAGCUAUAAAACAUGUUGCAAGGCAGAAAGCAAAACAAAGACUUUUGGGGAUGGCAUGGGAAGAACUUUUUGAUUCAAUUGAUUUGAGUGAAUCACUGAAGUUAUUGGAACCAAUGUAUUUCGAAUUGGAGGAAGAAUUCAAGCCACAUUUCUCGCUUCUUUCCUUUUUCAAGGAGAAUGCAAUAAUGAGAGAGGAAAAGUUGGAACAAAUUUGGGCUGCAAAUGGAUUAGAUUUUGAAAAAGGCAUAAAGGAUUUAGCUCAUAGGUCGAUUAUUGAAGUCUUUGGGCAAGGCUACCACAUGAGAAAGAGAAAGUGUCACCUCAAUCCUCUACUACACAUUAUAUCAAUCAGAAAAGCAGAGGAAGAAAUGGGCUUAGAGAUCUUAAGGAGCAAUGGAAAUAGUAGACCUUCUCAGAGUGCCCGUCAUCGUAUUAUCCAUUGUGGACGUGAGAAGUUUAAUUAUUUCACGAAUCAAGAUAGUGAACAACUUCUUUCUCUCAUCUUCCAUGGAGGUGGUGGCUACUUAGACAAUGCUAGCUCGUCUUAUUGGGAGAGUUUUGAACGAGUCAAAAUACUUGACAUGGAAGAUUUUGGGGUGAAGACUUUAUCAGAUUCAAUCGGCACAUUGAUUGAGUUAAGUUACUUGGGAUUGAGAAAUAAUUACUUACAAGAGAUCCCACACUCGUUGGGGGGCUUGAAAAAGCUUGAGGCUCUUGACAUAGCUCAUAACUUUAUGGUGGAGGUCCCGGACAUUAUAUGGGAAAUGGACAGCCUUUGUCAUCUCCACAUGUCUAAUGUGAUUUUCCAGAAGCCCUUGAAAGUUGCUGCGCUGCGGAAACUGGACACCCUAGCAUACAUCUCGAUGUAUGAUCUCCACAUGUCUAAUGUGAUUUGUCUCCAAAAGUUGGGCAUUGAAGAAGUUGAUGAAAACUCAGCUUUAGGCACACUCUUGGCAGUGCUAGCUAUGGAUAUGUUCCUUACGGUGUUUUACGUAAGAGGGUUUCGUUUUAGAAGCAUGCCGUGUUUGGACGGAAUUUGUUCUAUAGCACACCUCCAAGAACUAAAACUAGAUGGAAACAUAGGUAAGCUACCAAGUGCAGAUUAUAUGCCUCCGAGUAUUAGGUACAUAACAUUGGUAAAUACUUGUCUUGCCGAAGACCCCAUGCCAAUAUUAGAGAAGCUCCGAUACCUAACCCAACUCAAACUGCAAAAUGCAUACACUGGUCGAGAAAUGGUGAUCCAGCGCAAUGGAUUUCGAAAUCUUGAAGUGUUUUGCAUCAAAGAUUUGUGGAAUCUUAGAAAGAUACAAGUUGAUGAUAAAGCAAUGCGGCAUGUUGAGGAAAUAGAAAUCAGUAACUGUCCAAAGCUGGAGACACUCCCGGUAGAGAUUCAGAAGAUGUCUAAACUGCAAAAGUUUAAAAUGGUAACAACCAAAAGAAUUGCAACAAAGAUCAGAAAUUCAGGUUUGACCUCCGAAAUUUUUGAGGUGGAUAUCUAUCCAUAGUUUGAAAUUGUAGAAGGUGCAAUGUAGACCGAUACGUGUACCUCGACGAGUGGCUGAACUCACCAGCUCGGUCAUUUCUUCACCACCGCUGUUGCUCCCGAGGGCCAUCACCAGACCUUGUUGCAAACUUGAUCAACCACGGUACCUUUAUGAUUUUGUCCUUUAUUUUUGGUAUCUAAUUAAUUUGAAUGUAUCGUGUCGAACAUAAUAAUAAGCUCAAUUAUGUAUUUUCUUUGUCGGUUC